Molecule: messenger RNA, 1326 nt
Organism: Echinostoma caproni
Lineage: Eukaryota; Metazoa; Platyhelminthes; Trematoda; Plagiorchiida; Echinostomatidae
Source: the annotation of a GenBank genome assembly
AUGAAACCGGAAGCAUGGGACUCGUUGUUCCCCCCAUCAUUGCUCAUCCGGACUGAGAAACCGGAUGAGUUGCUCAACAGUAAUCAAAGCGUGACAGCGCGUAGUUUAUCAUCUUCGCGUCCCAAUUCGGCUCGUUCAUGCAGUCCUAGUCGAAGCUCUAGCAGACAUAAGAGAAUGGAACAGAAAAAUCAGUUUGUGAUUAACCCGAACCGUGCACAAAAUUUUCUUAAGGCCAUCUAUAUUGAGAAUUUGGAAUAUCUGGUUGCCGCGUGCGAGGAUGGAGUCGUAUAUGUGCUUGGCUAUGAUUUCAAAGCGACAAAACAAUUUAUGCAAAGCACAAGUAAUCCAACUACUCCGAUCACCAGUCAACUGACCAGGGAUUCAUUGGAUGAGCACAAACUGGAUGAAUAUUGUUUGACAGAUAUCAACUAUCUGCUGAACUCACCGAAACUUAAAGCUAUCAUGGAUCGACUGAGAGGAGACCAAGUUAUAAUCAACGGAAGUCAAACACAAAGCGAUUUACAUUUGGACAUAGCAUCCCCGGAAAAUGUGACCGGAGAGAAAACGGAAGAUGCGACCACCCCGGCCGAGGACGAAGCUCGGGUAAACACAGAAGCACAAACGGGGCGUCAUGGUCCUUUCAAUCGACAAACCCUUGCCAGCGUGCACUGUCAGGGUUGGCAGCAGUUUGCAUGUGCCAGUGCCGAUUGGUCCGUUUAUGUCCGGAAUGCCUCCACAGACGGAACACAGAUGACAUUGAUCAGUCAACUGAUGGGUCAUCGGGGUGAGAUUGGUGUGAUACUCUAUCGAUCGGGGAGCAGUGAACAAACAAGCAGCCAUAGAGAUGCUGUAAAUGGUUCGGGAGAGUGGAUUUCAGGCUCAGACGAUUGCACAAUACGAGUCUGGCCUGUCUGUGAUAUCGGAUGCUGCAGAAUGACGUUGUCCACAGGUGGUCCUGUAACCUGCUUGGCGUGGGAGCCUUCACGCGAGUUACUCAUCGCCGGAGUUGGUAAAGAUGUUAAGAUAUUUGAUCUUGAAGCCGGACAUUUAUAUCAAAGUUAUACCGGGCACUUGGAUGUCAUUCGCAGUAUCACAAUCCUACCCGACUGGAAUGAGUACAUCACAGCAAGUGCUGACGGUCAGAUACGGAUAUGGCGAGCUUGGACAGGUAGCAGAACUCUGACAGAAGACACACCGGGACAAAUGCAAUCCGGAAUGGUCAGUCUAUUCUCGAAUAACCCGGCUGCAGCGAUUUCAGCCGCGGUCCGGGCAUUUUUGGCUAAUGAGGAGAAGGCCGCGAAGGAAACGUGUCGUGUGAUUGGGUAG